GCAAAAAAAAAAAGAAAAAAAAAUGAUUCUCGGGCGUGUUCUCAAUGCUGCUAGUGAUGUUGUCCAUGAGGUAACCAGCAGGAAGAAGAAAUCUCAUAAGAUCAUCAGAGGCACUGUUGUUUUAGUGAAAAAUAAUGUUUUCGGCUUCAAUACCAUCCAUACGACUGUAGCUGAUAGUGUUUUUGAGUUAAUAGGAAAAGGAGUUACUUUGCAGCUCGUCAGUGCUGACAAUGCUGACCCUGCAAAUGAAAACGGAGGAAAGCUUGGGAAGUUAGAAUCUUUGGAGAACUGGAACCUGACAUGUACUCCACUAGCCUGUGGCGAUUCCUUGUAUAAGGUUUCCUUUGAGUGGGAUGAGGAGAUUGGAACUCCCGGAGCUAUCAUCCUACGAAAUAAUCAUGCUGCUGAGUUCUUCUUAAAAACUAUUACUCUUGAAGAUGUUCCUGGUGCAGGUCGAAUUCACUUUCUUUGCAACUCUUGGGUUUAUCCUGAUAGAAAAUAUAAAAAACCAAGAGUUUUCUUCUCCAACAAGACAUACCUUCCACAUGUAACGCCUGCACCGCUGCUUAAGUACAGAGAAGAAGAGCUAAAGGUCUUGAGAGGAGAUGGGAAAAGAAAGCUCAAGAAAAGGGAUCGUGUAUAUGACUAUGACUGCUACAAUGAUUUGGGGAAUCCUGAUAAGGGUGCAGAACACGCUCGCCCUGUUCUCGGAGGGUCGGCGGAGUAUCCUUAUCCUCGAAGAGGAAGAACAAGUCGACCACCAUCAAGAUCAGAUCCCAAUACUGAGAGCAGGUGUUUUCUACCGUUUAGAAUUUUUAACGUUUACGUCCCUAGAGAUGAGCAAUUUGGUAACUUGAAGGCGUCCGACUUUGUUGCUUUUGGUCUGAAAGGUUUAGUUAAGCAAAUCAUUCCGUUACUUGAAGCUAUUGUUGACCUUACUCCUAAUGAAAUCGAUUCCUUUAAGGAAUUAGACAAUCUCUACUUCAAUGGACUUCCACUUCCUACUAAUGCUCUCAAUCAGAUUGUGAGUCAAAUUCCUUUACCAAUGAUGAAGGAAUUUUUUCGGAGAGACGGGAAACAACUCUUAAAAUUUCCAGUGCCUCAAGUGAUUAAAGAGAAGAAUAAGACUACUGCAUGGAGAACAGAUGAAGAAUUCGCCAGAGAAAUGGUUGCUGGAGUGAACCCCCUUCUCAUUCGUCUUCUAAAAGAAUUCCCUCCAACCAGCAAACUAGAUCCUGAAGUUUAUGGUCACCAAAACAGUUGCAUAACCAAAGAAGAAAUCGAGUAUAACUUAGAAGGACUCAGUGUAGAAGAGGCACUGGGGAGCAAUAGGCUAUUUAUAUUGGAUCAUCAUGAUUCAGUGAUACCCUACCUCAGGAGGCUAAACAGUACUACAGGAACAAAGAUUCACGCAUCUAGGACAAUUCUCUUCUUGAGAGGUGACAGCACAUUGAAGCCAGUGGCAAUUGAAUUGAGCUUGCCACAUCUAGAUGGAGAUAAAUUCGGCGUUGUUAGCAAGGUGUACACUCCAGCAGAUCAUGGAGUUGAGGGUUCUAUUUGGCAGUUUGCUAAAGCUUUUGUAGUUGUGAAUGAUUCUGGUCAUCAUCAGCUAAUAAGCCACUGGUUGAACACUCAUGCAGUUUUAGAGCCAUUCGUGAUUGCAACAAACAGACAGCUGAGUGUGAUUCAUCCAAUUUAUAAACUUCUCCACCCUCACUAUCGUGACACGAUGGCUAUUAAUGCAUUGGCCAGGGAAAUACUUGUGAAUGCGGGUGGAUUGCUAGAGAAAACGUUUUACCCGUCAAAAUAUUCCUUGGAGAUGUCGUCACAUAUUUAUAAGAGUUGGAAUUUCAUGGAUCAGGCACUCCCCACUGAUCUCAAGAAAAGAGGAAUUGCAGUUGAUGAUGAAAAUUCCCAACAUGGUCUUCGACUACUGAUAACAGACUAUCCAUAUGCUGUUGAUGGGUUGAAUAUCUGGUUUGCACUAGAAAAAUGGGUCAGAGACUAUUGCUCCUUCUACUACGAGACCGAUAAAAUGGUUCAAGAGGACCCUGAACUUCAAGCCUGGUGGAAGGAACUCCGAGAGGUAGGUCAUGGCGACAAGAAACAUGAGCCAUGGUGGCCUAAAAUGCAAACUCGUGAAGAGCUGAUAGAAUCUUGCACCAUUAUCAUUUGGAUAGCGUCUGCUCUCCAUGCAGCGGUCAACUUUGGCCAGUACGCCUAUGGAGGCUACUACCCAAAUCGUCCAACACUCAGCCGCAGGUUCAUGCCAGAGAAAGGCACCCCUGAAUAUUCUGAGCUUGAAAGGAACCCUGAGAGGGCUUUCUUCAGAACAAUGGCUCCACAGCUACAAUGCCUCACUGGCAUUACUGUGGUAGAAAUUCUGUCGAAGCACCCAUCAGAUGAGGUGUAUCUUGGACAACGAACCCCUGGCUGGACAACACAUUCAGUACCACUGGCAGCUUUUGAAGCUUUUAAUAAGAGACUUGCUGAAAUUGAAGGAGAAAUUUUAAAGAUGAACAUGGACAAGAAAUUGAAGAAUCGGGUUGGUCCUGUCAAUGUACCAUACACUUUGCUCUACCCAACGGGUGAAGUUGGACUCUCUGGCAAGGGAAUUCCAAAUAGCAUCUCAAUCUAAACUAAAGUUAACAAGGGCUUACUAACGUAUAAUAAGUGUGAUGUUAUGGAAUCUUGAUGUUUCUGUUUGUUAUGACUAUGGUUUUAUGUUUGCUUCCCAUCAUAAAGCUGUUUUUGGGGUUUUGAUCUCUUGGCAAUUAGCAUUUUUCCUUUUUAUUUGUAUUGUCAGGUUAAUUAGGAUAUGCUUCAGCUGAGGCUCCUCUAUCUUUCUAUUUCUUGUGUUUUGCUUCAUGGUUUCUUUGGGAUGCUCUAUCUGUAAUCUUCUUGGGUAGUGAGCAAAAAAAAAAAAAAAAACUCUUGGGGAUCAUAUCUUUUAUGCUAUAAGUCUCUUGAUCUUGUCAUCAUCUUACUUUUAAACCACACAUUGAACAAUGGGUUUCAAUUGAGAUGGUCAAUGAAAAGCAAUAAAAUGA
Messenger RNA from Durio zibethinus, 3050 nucleotides. Its product is annotated as putative linoleate 9S-lipoxygenase 5. Gene Ontology annotation, biological process: lipid oxidation. Gene Ontology annotation, molecular function: metal ion binding; oxidoreductase activity, acting on single donors with incorporation of molecular oxygen, incorporation of two atoms of oxygen; protein binding. Lineage: Eukaryota; Viridiplantae; Streptophyta; Magnoliopsida; Malvales; Malvaceae. The record is from RefSeq and is a predicted model, not a curated record.